This is a messenger RNA of Heterocephalus glaber (naked mole-rat), 2896 nucleotides long. RefSeq names its product fibroblast activation protein alpha (gene Fap). The record is from RefSeq and is a predicted model, not a curated record. Gene Ontology annotation, biological process: proteolysis. Lineage: Eukaryota; Metazoa; Chordata; Mammalia; Rodentia; Bathyergidae. Gene Ontology annotation, cellular component: plasma membrane. Gene Ontology annotation, molecular function: dipeptidyl-peptidase activity; serine-type endopeptidase activity.
AUCGGUCUGAGAGGACACACACAGGAGCAGUUCAUUUGGGACCUGCUUGGUGGCUGUUAUCUUGAUUCUAUCUUCACCAUCACAUGGAGAUUUCUAUAAGUGUACUGCAUACUGUGUACAUUGUACUCAAUGAUUGCUUCAGUUUAUAAAGAAGCCCCACCAACUGCAAACUAGUGGGACUUACCCAGGAGCUGCUGUGGAUACAUUUCUCUGCCAAAAUCUUUUGAAAUUUGGCACGGUAUUCAAAAGUCCGUGAAAAGAAAAAACUCUAGUUCUGACUUCAGCUUCCAAUGAAGACAGACUUGCUGCUUUUCAACGGUUUUCGAAGAUCCAGUGACCCACGCUCUGCAGUAAGAAUUAGCUAACUUUCAAAAACAUCUGGAAAAAUGAAGACAUGGUUAAAAAUUGUAUUUGGAAUCGCUACCUCUGCUCUGCUCGCUUUAUUGGUGAUGUGCAUUGUCUUAAAUCCUUCCAGAGUCUAUUAUUCUGAGGGAAGUACAAUGAGAACCCUCACACUGAAUGAUAUUUUAAAUGGAACAUUUUCUUAUAAGACAUUUUUCCCAAACUGGAUUUCAGGGGAAGAAUAUCUUCAUCAAUCUACAGAUGAUAAUGUAGUAUUAUAUAAUAUUGAAACAGGAGAAUCAUACACAAUUUUGAGCAAUAGCACCAUGAAAAGUGUGAAUGCUUCAAAUUAUGGUUUGUCACCUGAUCGGCAAUUUGCAUAUCUUGAAAGUGAUUACUCAAAGCUUUGGAGAUACUCUUACACAGCAACAUAUCACAUCUAUGACCUCAACAAUGGAGAAUUUGUAAGAGGAUAUGAGCUUCCUCGUCCAAUUCAGUAUUUAUCCUGGUCGCCUGUUGGGAGUAAACUAGCAUAUGUCUAUCAAAACAAUAUCUAUCUGAAACAAAGACCAGAAGAUCUGCCUUUUCAAAUAACAUAUAAUGGUAAAGAAAAUAAAAUAUUUAAUGGUAUCCCAGACUGGGUUUAUGAAGAGGAAAUGCUUGCUACAAAAUAUGCUCUCUGGUGGUCUUCUAAUGGAAAUUUUUUGGCAUAUGCAGAAUUUAAUGAUACAGAUAUACCAGUUAUUGCCUAUUCUUAUUAUGGUGAUGAACAGUAUCCUAGAACGAUAAAUAUUCCAUACCCAAAGGCUGGGGCUAAGAAUCCUACUGUUCGGAUAUUUAUUAUUGAUACCACCUACCCUCAGUAUCCUGGGCCCCGAGAAGUGCCAGUUCCAGCAAUGAUAGCCUCCAGUGAUUAUUAUUUCAGCUGGCUCACAUGGGUUACUGAUGACCGAAUAUGUUUGCAGUGGCUAAAAAGAGUUCAGAAUGUUUCAGUCUUGUCUAUAUGUGAUUUCAGGGAAGACUGGAAUACAUGGGAUUGUCCAAAGACCCGAGAGCAUGUAGAAGAAAGCAGAACUGGCUGGGCUGGUGGAUUCUUUGUUUCAACACCAGUUUUUAGCUAUGAUAGCACUUCAUACUACAAAAUAUUUAGCGACAAGGAUGGCUACAAACAUAUUCACUAUAUCAAAGACACUGUGGAAAAUGCUAUUCAAAUUACAAGUGGCAAGUGGGAGGCCAUAAAUAUACUCAGAGUAACACAGGAUUCACUGUUUUAUUCUAGCAAUGAAUUUGAAGGUUACCCUGGGAGAAGAAAUAUCUACAGAAUUAGCAUUGGAAGCUAUCCUCCAAGCAAGAAGUGUGUUACUUGCCAUCUAAGGAAAGAAAGGUGCCAAUAUUACACAGCAAGUUUCAGCUACUACGCCAAGUACUAUGCACUCAUCUGCUAUGGCCCAGGCCUCCCCAUUUCCACCCUCCAUGAUGGCCACACCGACCAAGAAAUUAAAAUCCUAGAAGAAAACAAGGAAUUGGAAAACGCUUUAAAGAAUAUCCAGCUGCCUAAAGAAGAAAUUAAGAAACUUGAAGUAGAUGAAAUUACUUUAUGGUACAAGAUGAUUCUUCCUCCUCAAUUUGACAGAUCAAAGAAGUAUCCCUUGCUAAUUCAAGUGUAUGGUGGUCCCUGCAGUCAGAGUGUAAGGUCUACAUUCUCUGUUAAUUGGAUAUCUUAUCUUGCAAGUAAGGAAGAGAUAGUCAUUGCCUUGGUGGAUGGUCGAGGGACAGCCUUCCAAGGUGACAAAAUACUGUAUGCAGUAUAUCGAAAGCUGGGUGUUUAUGAAGUUGAGGAUCAAAUUACAGCUGUCAGAAAAUUCAUAGAAAUGAGUUUCAUUGAUGAAAAAAGAAUAGCCAUAUGGGGCUGGUCCUAUGGAGGUUAUGUUUCAUCGCUGGCCCUUGCAUCUGGAACUGGUCUUUUCAAAUGUGGAAUAGCAGUGGCUCCAGUCUCCAGCUGGGAAUAUUAUGCAUCUAUCUACACAGAGCGAUUCAUGGGUCUCCCAACAAAAGAUGAUAACCUUGAGCACUAUAAAAAUUCAACUGUGAUGGCAAGAGCAGAAUAUUUCAGAAAUGUAGACUAUCUUCUCAUCCACGGAACAGCAGAUGAUAAUGUGCACUUCCAAAACUCAGCACAGAUUGCUAAAGCUCUGGUUAAUGCACAAGUGGAUUUCCAGGCAAUGUGGUACUCUGACCAGAACCAUGGAAUAUCAGGGAUCUCCAUGAACCACUUGUAUACCCACAUGACCCAUUUCCUAAAGCAAUGCUUUUCUUCAGGCUAAAAUCAGUGUAGAUACAAGCCUGCAUCACAAGCUGGAAAAUUUGCCCUCAGUCAGUUUGCCCUGUUUGCUUUUAUACUGUAAAAUACUGGUAUAAACAAACAAAUGAAUAUUGGUCUGAAGGCUGGUAAAAUUUUUCCUAAAUAUUGUUUACAUUUUCUAGUACUACGUGAAAGAAAAGAAAAAGUUAUUUUUCAACAGUGCUUUAAAAACUGUAUGGGGAAAGAAAAUAA